GGCCUUGGUAAGCGAAUGGGCCACGUGAUGUGCACGUGCACGCUUCAACACUUUGUCACUUUUAACUUGAAACCAGUGGCAACCCAAAUCCGUUACUUUCCGAUGGAGAAACAUCAGAUACCGAUGGAGUACUUGACGGUUGGGUUCAUCGGAGCUGGAAAGAUGGCGGAGAGCAUAGCCAGAGGUAUCGUCGCCUCUGGUGUGCUUCCUCCGCAUCAUAUCUCAACCGCCGUUCACUCGAAUCCCGAUCGCCAUGAAGUCUUCCAAUCCUUUGGCGUCAAUGUCUUCUCCAGUAAUGAAGAAGUCGUUGAAGAAAGCGAUGUUGUGAUUUUCUCUGUGAAACCUCAAGUUGUUAAGAAGGCCAUCACGGAGUUAAGGUCUAAGCUCACGAAGGAUAAGCUUCUGGUUUCAGUUGCAGCUGGAAUUACGCUGAAAGAUCUACAGGAAUGGUCUGGCCAAGAUCGGUUCAUAAGGGUGAUGCCUAACACACCAGCAGCAGUUGGUGAGGGAGCUUCAGUAAUGAGCCUCGGAACAGCGGCAAGUGAAGAAGAUGGAGCACUUGUUGCUAAGUUGUUUGGCUCGGUGGGGAAGAUGUUUAAAGCCGAUGAGAAAAUGUUUGAUGCUGUUACUGGUCUCAGUGGAAGUGGACCAGCAUACAUAUUCUUAGCCAUUGAAGCUUUAGCUGAUGGGGGAGUAGCUGCUGGUUUACCCCGAGAACUCGCACUUGGCUUAGCUUCACAAACGGUUCUUGGAGCUGCAACCAUGGUGAGCAAGACAGGGAAGCAUCCAGGUGUGUUGAAAGAUGAUGUUACUUCACCAGGCGGAACUACUAUAGCCGGAGUUCAUGAACUAGAGAAGGGUUCUUUCCGUGCAACACUUAUGAAUGCUGUUGUUGCUGCAGCUAAUCGAAGCCGCGAGCUCUCGCAGAGCUGAAUUAUUAGAGAAUGUUGCCCUUAUUGUUUCACCCUCCUUGGUAGAGGUGAAAGCUAUGUAUUUUGACUCUAUAUUGUUCUUAUUUCUAAUAAAAGUCAACUUCCGGUGUUGGGUGGGUGGAUCCAAACUCGGGUUGGAAGCUUGUAAAUGACUAA
Messenger RNA from Brassica oleracea var. oleracea, 1088 nucleotides. RefSeq names its product pyrroline-5-carboxylate reductase-like. The record is from RefSeq and is a predicted model, not a curated record. The transcript has 7 exons. Gene Ontology annotation, molecular function: pyrroline-5-carboxylate reductase activity. Lineage: Eukaryota; Viridiplantae; Streptophyta; Magnoliopsida; Brassicales; Brassicaceae. Bases 16 to 933 code for a protein of 305 amino acids. Gene Ontology annotation, biological process: L-proline biosynthetic process.